This is a messenger RNA of Drosophila innubila, 2184 nucleotides long. RefSeq names its product mitochondrial import receptor subunit TOM70 (gene Tom70). The record is from RefSeq and is a predicted model, not a curated record. Lineage: Eukaryota; Metazoa; Arthropoda; Insecta; Diptera; Drosophilidae. Bases 168 to 1967 code for a protein of 599 amino acids. The transcript has 3 exons. Gene Ontology annotation, molecular function: protein binding.
UUCUAUUUGCUAAGCAGGCCAGUUGUAAUGUAAAAUAUAAAUUUGUAUUUACUUUUCACUAAAAAGCAUUCAAGUAACAGUUCAUAUUUGCAAAAUUCAUUGCAGUGUUAAAUUAGAAGACAAUACAUUUUACCUAUACACGCUGCACACAUUGAAAAAGCCCGGAAAUGGCAACGUUCCUUAACAUGAGUUCGGUGAAGCUUAACAAAUGGCAGGUGGCUCUCAUACUGGGCACGCCCUUGGCAAUUGGCUUGGGCGUCUAUGUGUUCCGGAAGAGCGGGACUCGGGAUGAAACACAAGGCGGCAAGCAGAAGACAAAGUCCAAGGAUGCGGACAAGACGCGCUCCAAGGGGAAAAUGGAGAAACAGACGUUAUCCAUUGAUGGCACCGCUCCAGAUUCUGAGCUGGAGCGCAGCAAGAAGUCGGCAGAGCUGGGCGAGAAGCUGUCGCCGCUGACGGAGGCCAACAACUACAAGACGGAGGGAAACAAUUGUUAUCGCAAUGGCAAAUAUGAUGAGGCAAUCAGUUUCUAUGACAAGGCCAUUGAUAAAUGCCCCACGGAGCAUCGCACUGACAUGGCAAUCUUCUAUCAGAACCGUGCCGCCUCCUAUGAGAUGCUCAAGAAGUGGAACAAGGUCAAGGAGGACUGCUCUCUGUCGCUGGAGAAUAAUCCGCGAUAUGCCAAGGCUUAUUAUAGACGCGCCCGUGCCCACGAGGCCACUAAGGAUAUGUCCGAGUGCCUGGACGAUGUGACUGCCACCUGUAUAUUGGAAAUGUUCCAGAACAACAAUACCAUCAUGUUUGCGGAUCGUGUGCUCAAGGAGACGGGUCGCCUAGAUGCCGAGAAGGGAAUGCGCGAACAUGUGCCUGUCGUGCCCUCGGCUGCCUUUGUCAACACCUACAUGCGCUCCUUCAUUGCCGAUCCUCUCCAAAUUAUGAAUGUCCCGCCAUCGGCUGUGGCAGAUACUCCACCACGUGGUUUCCUGCGUGCUCGUCGUGCAUUCGAUGAUCAGAAAUUCGAUGACAUCAUUGCCGCAUGCACCGAGGAAAUUGAAUCCUCCGAGUCGGAAUCACAAUACAAAGUGGAGGCGUUGCUGAUGCGUGGCACAUUCCAUCUGCUGUGCGGAUCCUUUGCCGACAGCAAGAACGACUUUGACGCCAUACUGGCCAAUGAUGAUGCAGACUCGACACUGCGCGUUUAUGCGUACAUUAAACGCGCCGCACUCUUUAUACAGACGGACGAGCGCGAGAAGGGAUUGGCUGACUUCUUGGAGGCGGAGAAAUUGAAACCCGACAAUGCCGACGUGUAUCAUCAGCGGGCGCAGAUACUGCUGCUGCUGGAGCAGAUCGAGGAGGCGUUAAUUGAGUUCGACAAGGCGGUGCGAUUGGCGCCAAAUCAUGCGAUUGCCUAUGUCCAAAAAUGCUAUGCGGAAUAUCGUUUAUCGUUGAUGACCAGCGAUCAGAAUCGCCUGGAGCGUGUUAUCCGUGACUUUGAGCAGGCCAUUGAGAAGUUUCCCGAUUGCGUUGAGUGCUACAGUCUGAUGGCCCAGGUCCUGGCCGAUCAACAGCAGUUCCCACAGGCUCAAUUGUUUUACGAGAAGGCCAUGAAAUUGGCGCCAACAAAUCCAUCGUUGCUGGUGCAUCAGGCAAUUAUGAUGCUGCAAUGGCGUGGUGACAUCGAUGCCGCCGUCACGCUUCUCAAUCGCGCCAUCGAGGUGGAUCCCAAAUGUGAGCUAGCCUAUGAGACGCUCGGCACCGUGGAGGUGCAACGGGCGCAAUUACAGCGUGCCGUGGAUCUGUUUGAGAAGGCGCUGCUCUAUGCCAAGAGUCAGGCGGAGCUGGUGCAUGUCUACUCCUUGCGUAAUGCGGCGCUGGCUCAAAUCAAUGUCACUCGCAAGCUCGGCAUUGACAUGAAUACCAUUUCAGCGAUGGCACAAUCCGGUUUCCUGACCCAGCCAAGCAUGUAGACAUCCCACCUCUCCCCACACCCAACUGGCCAUAAGGGUCCAAGGCAUUUAAUACGAUCCCAGUGCUAAUUAAGUUAACUACACUACAAUAACCCCCCAAAACAAAACACACAACCCACAACAAACCUUGUUAUACACAUACUAUAAAAGAUAUGGAAAAUCUUUGUUUUAGUUAUUGUGCUCCUAGUUUUAGCAAUGAAAAAAGUCUUGUCGAUGA